Molecule: messenger RNA, 855 nt
Organism: Adineta ricciae
Lineage: Eukaryota; Metazoa; Rotifera; Eurotatoria; Adinetida; Adinetidae
Source: the annotation of a GenBank genome assembly
AUGAAUUCAAUCACACUCUUCGGAUAUAACUCUAUCGCAUCUCAUCUCGCUCGAAUCUUCUCUUCCGGCGGCCUUCAAAUCUAUUUAUAUCCAUCCGAACAUGCUUCGUCAUAUUCAUCGCCAUAUUUUACGGUUAUAAACGAUGCGAAUGAUAUUCCAUACUUAUCGUCGAUAUUGAUCAAUUGUCAAAAUGAUUUUCAUUUGGUUAAGAAGCUUGUCAAUUCAUUUCCGAAAGAAUAUAAACAACGAAUGGCGUAUGUGGAAUGUUCAUCGACUUGUCGAUUGAAUCAAUUGGAAUUGUUUUUUGAGGAAAUGAAAUUUUCGUUUUAUCUUUUUAUGAAUUUAAUUGAAUUGGAUACGAGCACGUUGAUUCAACCACAUUUUCACCUGAUUUGUAGUGGCGAUGAAGUCGUUUAUGAGAAAUUACUUCGACAAAGACAUCUUUCCGUGAAAAUCACACUUUUAUAUCAAACGAGGAGCCCAUUCGAUGCAUUUUAUCUCUGUUUAUUACAUCGAUAUUCUCAGGCAAUUCAUUUACUCAUUUACGCAGAAAUUAUGGCCAUUCUCAAAGCUGCGAACGAGGUUUAUCCAGGUAAUCUUCAAUAUUUAUUCGAUUGGUCUUAUAUCAAACGUCCAUUGAUGCGUCAGAUCAUCCUUGAAUCUUCCCCUUCAUCAUUUACAUGUACAACAAUCAAUGAUUUUCAAGAUCUUCUUGAAUGUCUUAUUGAUUAUUUUCCGAAACAAAUGUUCAAUCAUCAUUUACAACAAAUCACCUAUAAACUUCACGGAUUAAUUUCAAAUUUAGAUUCCAAUCAAAAGCAAAUUCCCCUUUUUCAAUUAUUUACACUUUAUUAA